Molecule: messenger RNA, 4377 nt
Organism: Linnemannia hyalina
Lineage: Eukaryota; Fungi; Mortierellomycota; Mortierellomycetes; Mortierellales; Mortierellaceae
Source: the annotation of a GenBank genome assembly
AUGUCGUUCCAUGUACCAAGCGAAAAACUCGAUUUUGCAAUCUAUGGAGAUGCCAAUACAAACCAACUUCAACUCUCCCCCUCACAAUAUCGUCUCCUCCAAAAACAACGUCUCGACAUCGCCAAUGCUGUUGCAGCACAAGAGAACACCGAAGAAGGAGGACCCGACUUGACAGGAUAUCAUUCUGGACUCUUCGACCCUUCUCUCGGACGGAAACCUCAUCGCGAGGUCAAGAAGAAGCAGGCCUCAGUUGUGUUUGCCGACCUGCCCCGUCCCUCCUCACUCAAUACAAUCGAAUCAUUACAACAGCGACAGGCACAACAACAGAGACCUCGGAAGUUGGCAAGUCGGCACGGAUCCAUCAAAAUUGACACGAGCCUCGAGACGAUCCACACGCCUUUUCCCUCCAGGUCAACCCGAAUUAAUGCAUCAGUCCAACAACCAAAUCGCCUACAGGAGCAUGAACAACAGCAGCAAAGGCGGUCAUAUCGUCUAGAGAGGCAGUCGCAGUCUUCUCCCAACCUUGCCUCGAUAAAUCCUGUCACGGAUCAAGGUACAAAAGAAGAGAGAGAGCAGGACGAUGACAAGCAGAAUCAUACGCCGACCGUAUCAGUAACACCACCAGCAGCAACUACUGGAGCAGGAGUGGUAGGAAGUGACAUUAGUAGCCGAUCUCAGCAGAUCCCCUAUUCUUCUUCUUCUUCUCGUCAUCCUCGUCGUCAUCCCUUUUCGACUUCUUCUUCCGUAUCUUCUUCUUCCCACUCGCACAAACAUCACGCAACAACGAACGCGGACAAUCAUGUUUCUGAGGAGGAAGAGGAUGUGGAAGAAGUGGUACAGAGUCUCGAGAUGGUCCAGAGUCGUCUAGAGAGCGGAGACGGUUUAUUCCUUGACCCUGAGGAGGAAAGAGGAGGCUCUUCGGUUCUUUGGCCGCUCGUUGCUCAAUCUGCGACCAUCAUCAGCACCACUAGUUCAAGUGGUCGUCCAAGGUUGACCCAUCGGCUGUCAUAUCUGGCUCACUUGCAGGACCUAGAAGCUGACGAGGACGACGAUAUCCCUCUUCCUGCCUUGGUCGGUGUCGAUCCCACACCCUCCAUUCAAUCCGUCAAGCCCUCGCCCGUUGCUGCUUUCGAUGCCCCUGCCUCUGCUCCUGUCUUGUCCUCGGCACCCAUGACUACUCAGACUUCCAGCACUAGACAAACUUCUCUGCCUGUCAAGCAGUCGGUUCCUCCACCUUCCCAUCCUCCAACGCCUGCACUUCAGUCCAAGGCACCACCUCAUUCGAAAUCAGUAGGUACCUUUGCUCAAAAACCGCCUAUCUCUCAGAGUUCCCGCCAACCAGCAGCGGCUCCUCCAAUCCCAAAGUUGUACAAGCGCCUCCUGCGAGUGUUCAAGCCUCCUACAGACUCCUCAGAUUCGGAACAUGGUGAACCCUCGACUCAAUCCCCUACCGUGUCGUUCAGCGGUCGUGGCCCCUUUGGUCUCCCUUCCAACCCUAACAGCCACAGCAGUGGUGGCGGUAGCAAGAGUGCUCCUUCUUCGAAGCGACCCUCCCUCUUCAACGCCCCGCCUCAAGCACCCGCUGUCCUUCCAUCGCUGGCAAACAUUGCAAAGGCUGCACCCCACAAGACCCCGGAAUCGUCGUCGGGUGGUUUCCGAGCCCGGUUCCUGCGUAAGCUAAUGUCCUCACCCAAUCUCAAUGCGUCCGUCUACCCGGCCUCGUCCAACUCUACCCCUUCGUCUCGAGUCGACCUGACACAAUUGAAUGUCUCCCUUGCAACCCUGCAGCCUCAAGGUGUUGGUGACCAACUACAGCAACCCUCUUCACCCUAUUCGCCUUUACCCUCGGAUUUCGAGCAUGAUCAAUCGUGCCCUGCCGGUCAAAGGAUGAUGGAGAGACGCUCUGCAGGUGGUGGACGGCCCAGAUCGGCCACGACCUCAAGAGUUCCCGCGCCUAUGCCGACGUUGCAGUCCAAGUAUGGUGUUCCUGGUCGCGAGCUUGGGGCGGGCACACAGGCCCAGGUUAUGUUGUUGAGGGUCAAGUCUUCUAAGCAUCGCCGGUCCCCCAAAAACAAAGAUGUUGCCUCUUGGUCCAAGCCCGUGUCAACAUCAUCGCCUUCCUCUUCCGCUAAACAUCAGAAGCAAAAGUCACCUCUGUACCAACAGCGAGACUCGCUUUCUCCAGUCGACCAAGAACUCGGUGUUGGUGUUGGCGAUUCUCUGUUGGCUCCCUAUGCUCGUACCGGCACCAUGAUGACGACCACCGAAGAUGAAGUCACCCCAGAGCAACGAGAGGCCUACAGGAAGCGACUCCUCCGACGAACCAGCACCGGUGGGUUAUCGAUGACCAACGGAGGAGGGUUGAUCUAUGCCAUCAAGAAGUUCCGCCCCCCACGAGACACCGAGACACAUCGACAGUUCUUGAAGAAGGUCUGUGCAGAGUUUUGUAUCUCGACUUCGAUGGACCACGAGAACAUUAUCCGCACGCUGGACCUGGUUCGCGAUCAACCUGGUCAAGAGCUGGUGGAUGAUGAGAUGCCCCAGAAGGAGAGUCGUCACCACCAUCGACAUCACCGCGGAGGACACCAUCAACACAAGGAUGAAUGCGAUUAUGAUGAGGAUGAAGACGAUUAUUUCAAGACUGAGAAGCACCGACGGGAGGAGGCACGCGAUUGCAGUUGUCCACGGUCCCACCACCGACGAGUUCGAACAGUUAAGAGUGCAGGAGAUAUACCUAACCAUGGCCACGCUGGAUCUUCAGCCUCAGGCUCAUCUUCCCCGUCGAACAAGAACCGUCCUAUUGCGCGCAAGUCAGUCAUCUCCAAACCGCAGCGCAAACGAUCCAUAGACGCGCUCGCGGCCGCUCGACGAAGCAUUGUAGGCCACCCUGACCUUGACCGAUCGGUCGCUUCUCAUCCUGUCCCAUCAGAAAGCAGCGGCCAUCGCCACCGCCACCUGAACCACUGGAGAGGCGACGCCCACCAUGUCUCAUCCCCUUCUUCCCAGGAAAAGAAGAAGCAGCAACAGCAGUACGAACAAGACCUCCGCCAGAAGGAGGUCCAACGCCUGAGGCAACAACGACAGCGUGAGAAGCAGCAGGCCAAGCAGUUGAGACUGGACCAAUUUCCCGAGUACUGUAUGGUCAUGGAGUUUGCGGCCGGUGGCGAUUUGUUUAACCUGUUGACCAACUCCCACCCGCCCAUUAGUCUUCAUGAGAAGCACUGUCUCUGGCGACAGCUUAUUAAUGGUGUUCAGUACAUGCACAGCAUGGGCGUUGCCCAUCGUGAUCUCAAGCCCGAGAACAUCCUGAUUGACGGCACGGGCCGCAUCCUCAAGAUUACCGACUUUGGGAUCGCCAAUGUCUUCAAGUCUGUCGGAGACCCCAUCCCCUUACCCUGCAGAGGCAUUAUCGGCAGCGAACCCUACAUCGCACCAGAAGAGUUCUACCAAGAAGAAUACGACCCCAGAGCAGUCGAUGUCUGGGCCUGCGGAAUCAUAUUCUACGUCAUGUACUACGCUGCUAUGCCUUGGGCACGCGCAGACCGCAAGAAGGACGCUCGCUUCAAUCGUUUCAUCACUGAUAUCGUGAACCAUCGUCACAGUGAGGCUCAACGACGACUGCAGUAUGAGCGCCGACAGUUGCAUCACCAUAGUCUGUGUAGCAGCACCGGCAAUGGUGGUGGUGUGAGGGUGGGGUCGGUUGGUUCUGGGAACACACGUUCUGGAUCGGGUUCGGGCUCGGUGGAUGCUUAUAGUCGUCCACAUGAAGUCAGUCACCUCCCUCAGUACCCACCCUACAACCCGAACCAACACCAGCAUCAGCAUCAGCAUCAGCAUCAGCAAAAGUCAUCAUCGGUCAGCUCGUCCAGGAGUGGAUCUCCUACAGAAACACCACAGAGCUCCGUCGACAAUUCGCCCGUCUCUUCUAAGCCAGUCGGCCCCCUGUCCUCUCCUGACGCCUUCGCCUCGUCCCCGGUCUCAGUCCCGCCCAGCAGCAGCACCAUCACCACCAUUACUACUACUACUACUACUGCUGUCCCACCAGCGGUGUACAACACAUUCGCUUACAACAACUACCUAGGCGGCCACGAGUUCAUCGACCGAAUCGAGAUCCCCGGCUGCCGCCGGAUCCUGUACGCGAUCUUGGAACCCAAUGCACAUAAACGGGUCACCAUUGAUCAGGUCCUGGCUGACGACUGGGUUAGCAAGAUCCGACAUUGCACAGAUAACUUUGCCGCGCAGGAGGAGCAAGCCUGUUUGGUGUUUGGACGACAUGCAGUGGCGGGGUUAGGUGGUGGAGGGGAGAAUUAUUUGUGUUUGCCAAAUGGAGAGAUGCAUCAUCGACAUGCUGUGCCCAAGAAGGUCAAGACUACUUGA